UAUGAGAUGCUCAUUAGAUUUUUUUUUUAGACCUACUAUUUUAUUUCUGCCUAAAUUAAAGCUUACUAGUACUAUUUUUGAACACAACUAUAUAUAAAGUUACUCAUAGUAGAUAAUAGCAUAUAAUGGCCGUUAAAAGAAAUAGAGAUAUAUUAACCGGAGGGAAAAGGUAUGCAGAUAAGGCAGCUAAGAAGCAUGCUGUUGAAGAAGUGGUAUUUGACAAGGACUCAAGAGUUGAAUAUUUGACGGGAUUCCAUAAACGGAAAUUGCAAAGACAAAAGAAAGCUCAGGAAUAUAUAAAAGAACAAGAGAGAUUGGCCAGAGUAGAAGAAAGGAAACAAAUAAGAGAUGAAAGAAAGAAGGAUAUGGAAGAACAAUUAAAACAAUUCCAAGAUACUGUAAAGAAAAUAUCUACCUUAGAUGAUUCUGAUAUAGAAGAUGAAGAUAAAGAUGAAGAAUGGAAUGGGUUUGGUGAUGGUGAAACAGAUAAAGCUACAGAUGAUGAAGAGAAUGAAGAUGAUGAAGAAGAAAGAAAAGAAUCAAAGAAACCUCUCAAAGGAAUAUUGCAUCAAAAGGAAAUAUAUACUAUUAACAAAGAAGAAAUUUCCAGUUAUGAAAUAGGUAAUGGAAAUGCUAUAAUAGAUGAAGAAACUGAAGUAACUGUUGAAUCAUUAGAUAAUCCUGUGAUUGCUAGUGCUCGUCAAGCUAGUUUAGAAGCUCUUGCUAAGCUUAAUAAUGUUAAUCUUGAGAAAUCUGAAGAAAUACUUGAAAAAUCUAUCCAUAAAGCUCAAAAUUAUGCUAAAGUUGUUCAAAGUCAUGAAAAGAAACAAAAGCAAAAGAAGAAGAAAUUCAGAUAUCUUAGUAAAGCUGAAAGAAGAGAGAAUACUAGAAAGGAAAGACUGAAGAAUAAGUCUAGAAAACCUAAAGAAACUAAAUAAAAUUAGUUUAGUUAUAUCGCAUACAUAGAUUAGGUAAUAUAUACAUACAAACACAAUAUUAAUACAAUAAAUUAUCGUGUAC
Molecule: messenger RNA, 1020 nt
Organism: Scheffersomyces amazonensis
Lineage: Eukaryota; Fungi; Ascomycota; Pichiomycetes; Serinales; Debaryomycetaceae
Exons: 1
Coding region: 126-938 (270 amino acids)
Cellular component (GO): nucleolus
Molecular function (GO): rRNA binding
Source: RefSeq, a predicted model, not a curated record